Messenger RNA from Porites lobata, 2492 nucleotides. The record is from the annotation of a GenBank genome assembly. Lineage: Eukaryota; Metazoa; Cnidaria; Anthozoa; Scleractinia; Poritidae.
AUGUUCGCCAGUGGUGGAAGUGCCUCGUCAAUUUGUGUGUCUUUGCCCACGUCUCCAGAAAUUAUAAAAAGCUUCACUUAUUCCCAUUUCGUCCAGCUGUCAAAGACUGUCGGUGAAACACAAGCAGACUUUGUAAGUGAAAUCAAUAGUUUAAAAAGUUAUAACUAUCACAAAUGUUUUCUUUGAUCGAUAGCCCCUUGGUCUUAUUUGCUGAAUUAAUGCCUUAUUCCAGCUAACGGUCUUUACGUACUACUUCCCUACGCAUGUGUACUAAUUAAUAAUAAGAGCUUUGAAAAGUUGCUUUUUUAGAGUGAGUCAUUCUUAUAUAUUUGGCGUGUUGAGAAAUUAAGUGUCAGAAAACAUGCAUUGGAUACAGUUAAUGAAAACCGCCAUAUGCUCAACAAUCAGCUGCGAAAAAACUGAGCCUCUACCUUCGCCGUUUUAAUACUCGGAAACAAAAGUGUCAGAGUUACGUUGCACUAUUUUGUCUUUUUUUCCUGAUAAAUGAGAAAGAUUCGAAAUGUUAGGGUCACUUUGAAGUCAUUAUGAUCAAUGCUCACUCGUGUGGAAGUUCAACAGGGUGAUAGAAGACGGCCAACUAGUGAAAUAUUUAUCGGUAGCACUCGCUGACACCACCUUAAGAGAUCAUGAAAGCAACACUGCGCUUAAGAAUUUAAGUUUUUUUAUCUUGUUCUCUUUCAUGAAUUUUAGACUUCCACAUCCUCGUCUUAAACGUUAAAUGUGAUAACACAGCUCUGUCUUAAUUUGUCCCCUGUUGUUUUCAGGCCCAGGUUCGUCUUGGUGACAGAGACUACGACGAAUAUGUGCACAGAAUUCCACAACUACCUCGACCAAUUUGGCAUCCAGAUCAGCUACAGGUACGUACCUUACAGCAUUACAAAGAGGCAAAUCUUUCACAUCAGUUUGAAAUGUUGAAGGUGCUUAAUGAUAGGGUUAUAUUCUAGCCAACAGUUGUAGAUAACAAAAAUCCAAGGCAAAAUUACAAACUUUUAGAAAAGUUAACUUUAACAUGAAACAAGUUAAAUCUUCUAACAAAAAGUUAAUUGUCUUAGCAAGCUGGUCUAAGAUCAAUACUGACUUGCUAAUCUUUAGACCAUUAAUUUUGAUUCUAAGGACUGAGCUGAGCUUUGGCUGCUCUAGUGGAAGCUUUCUAACCUAACAUCAAUCAGGAUCGUAUAUUUUGGUUGGCAAACACACAUCUCUAUCAGUGAUGGCAGCUCCUCUCGCCCUUUUCUCUCUUUAAGCUCACACAAGUCUUAUCCUUGCAUCAGUCCUUUUCAUCUUGCUUGUACAUGGAGCUGUAUCUUCAGACAAAGCGCUAGUUAUUUCCUUGCUUAAACUGUUCAGGAUCAUUUUUUUGAAGGGUUAAAGAAUAUCUGAGAUGGAUACAGAACGACAUUAAACCUAAAAAUAGGAUAGAUGCAAGACAGUGUACGACUUUCAUUUUGAGUAAUUAUGCAAAUUUUCGACUAUGGGCUCUUAUCAUGAUCCACUCAGCCAUGAAAAGUAAAUACGACCAAAAGAAAAGAUUUCUUGGAAUCGAAGAUGGAAAGUGUGUUUCCGGUACUGAAAUACUAUGCAAAUGAAGUUAUUAAACAUGCCAUUUUAUUUAUUUAUCUAUUUAUUUAUACGUUUUUCUUUUAGGAAGAAACACUUCUUCAGAUGGAAAUAAAAGAUCUCUACACCUUUAAAGAAUUUCUCAAUGAGAUUAAAACUCACGAGAAGAAGGACAGUGUAUUUUUGGCCAAGUUCGAAACCAUUGAUGGAGAAAUCAACAGGUUAAUUGGCAACCUUCAGGAUAUGGUGAGUGAAUCAGAAUAGUAAAUUACUAAUUAAUACUACUUAAAGCGGUUAUACAAUCAGUGGUUUCAUUCAUUCAGUCGAUUUAUUUAAGAUUUCAGUUAUUGCACGAGUUUAACCCAGCCUUUAUAAGUAUGCGAUUACUGCCUUGUUCUCGUCCUAUCUGUUAUUAUUGUAAAUGCAUUUUUACAUGUCUUAUGAACAAAGAGGCGGUUUAUUUUUCCCCAUAUCUUUUAAGGAGGUUCCUGGACAUUCAGAUAUGUUUUCUUUCUUGCCCUAUGUAAUACUAUAAUACUACUAUGAAAGCCGAAGACUGCGUCAUAAUGAUAAAAAUAAAUUUUUUACCAUACUUGCCUUAUCUUUCAAGGAAAGCUCAGUUCUCUUUUCUCACCAAUCAAAUAACAAAAUUUGAGAUCGUCUUUACCAAGAACAUAAGUAUUUCAGUUGGCCUAUUGACCGACCAUACAAACUGUCCUUUUUUCUUUUUUGCACAGGAAGUGUGUCGUGGUUAUCAAAUCACGCAUCAAGGUGCCUCUGUCCAGCCCACCCUCAAACCUACCGCAACACAGAAAGAACAGGACGAGUGGGAACUGGGCGUGCUGAAAGAAUUGCUCUACUGGUUCAUACCAGUACAAGGAGAUCUUUACAAGCAGUUGAACCACAAAUACUAG